Messenger RNA from Gymnogyps californianus (California condor), 1857 nucleotides. RefSeq names its product deleted in azoospermia like (gene DAZL). Gene Ontology annotation, molecular function: protein binding; mRNA 3'-UTR binding. The transcript has 11 exons. Bases 126 to 998 code for a protein of 290 amino acids. NCBI's taxonomy places the organism in Eukaryota, Metazoa, Chordata, Aves, Accipitriformes, Cathartidae. The record is from RefSeq and is a predicted model, not a curated record.
AAAAAGAAAAAGAAAAAAAAAAAAAGGACUGUCCUGUGUUUGUUUUCUCAGAAAAGUUCCUAUUGUUUUUGUUUUAAAGGCCUCGUUUAUUUUUAAGUGUGUGGGCGCUGCCUCAGCUUCUGUGAAUGAUGUCUGCAAACGUGGAGGCCCAGUGUGCAGGUGUCUUGGAGGAUAAUACCCGUUUUUCAACAACCAGUCAAGGAUAUGUUUUACCAGAAGGAAAAAUCAUGCCAAACACAGUCUUUGUUGGUGGAAUUGAUAUAAGGAUGAAUGAAGCAGAAAUUCGGAGUUUCUUUGAACGAUAUGGUACUGUGAAAGAGGUGAAAAUAAUCACCGACAGAACUGGUGUUUCCAAAGGGUAUGGAUUUGUAUCUUUCCUGGACAACGUGGAUGUUCAAAAAAUAGUAGAAUCACAAAUCAACUUCCAUGGCAAAAAGCUGAAGCUGGGGCCAGCAAUUAGAAAGCAACAAAACCUGUGUUCUUAUGUGCAUCCCAGACCAUUAGUCUUCAAUCCUCCUGUACCACAGUUCCAUAGUGUAUGGGGUAAUCAAAAUACAGAGACGUACAUGCAGCCUCCAGCUGUAAUGAGCCCAGUAACGCAGUAUGUUCAGACGUAUCCAUACAGUUCACCAGCUUUACUGAUACAGCAGCAGGUUCCUGUAGGAUAUCAGCCAGCCUACAACUAUCAGGUUCAACCACAAUGGCUUGCUGGGGAGCAAAGAAAUUAUGUUAUGCCUCCGGUUUAUACUUCAGUAAGCUAUCACUGCACUGAGGAUCCAGAAUUUAUACAGACAGAAUGUGCUGUUCCAGAGCCCGUGCAAUCGUCUACGAACAGUCCACAAAAGAAGUCUGUGGACAGGAGCAUACAAACAGUAGUAUCCUGUCUGUUUAAUCCUGAGAACCGUCUGAGGAACACCUUUGUAUCACAAGAAGACUACUUUAAGGAGAGGAAGGCGCAUCACUUCAGAAAAGGAAGAGCAGUACUCAAAAGUGUUUGAUCAACAAAGACUUGAAAGUAUCUAAAUUCAUUAACUUGAUGUUACUACAGUUCAGUUUAGCAAUAUAUGCAGAAUAACCUUUUUCAGAAAGUUGCUUAAAGUUGAAGUUUGUGUUCCUGUUCUACCUAUUUCAAUGCAGUUGUUUUCGCUUGAGUAGUUUGAAGUUUAAAGUUGUAAGAGUUGACAAACUUCCAGGUUCUAUUAAUCGUUUGCAUGCUUGCCCUGAUAACUAACUGAAAAGUUAAAGAGUUUAUGGGAAAAACACUUUUGGUUUGUUUGGUGCAUGUGGAUUUUCUUCUGAGCUUUAAGGUACAGUUUGCAUGUUACACUUAGUUUUUCUUAAACCACAGUUUAAGUGACUAAUAGUGACCAGUUACCUCUUGCAGUUUAAAAAUGGAAGUAGUUAUUUGCCCAAGAGGUUGUAUUUUAAAACUGAGCUCUUAAUCAGUGGAACAGAAGACGUCAAGUUGUAACUCAACUGAAGCCCUUUAAGUCCUGGUUGUCUUUAGACUACCUAAUCAAUGUGGUUAUGUUCAUUAAUGACAGUUUAUGUACCUGCAGUCUUUUGAGCAUCACUAUUAGUUUUGGGAAAGUAAUUAAGAGAAUCCUAAAAUUCCUGUAUGUAACUUAAGAUGCAAGAAUGUAAUUAGCUGUAUUGGCUACUCAGAGUAUGCUUUUUUUACUUGAAAAAUUUUAGCAAUACCUGUAUGUUAAAAUUGUGAGAAAAUAUUGCAUUUAAAAUAUGCCUUUGUUACGUGAUGCAAACUGUUAAUCAAAGAAUAUCUGUAAGCCUAUUUUAAUAAUUAUGUAGAUUUUAGUCCUGUAUUUUGAAACAAUUAAAAAUAAAUUUUUAUUUUGA